AUGGGCAGACGGUCGCAACGCACUCACUCCGCCCAACAACCCCCGCCAACAACCCACACCGACUCGACCACCACCGCCGCCUCAUCAUCCCACGCCCACGCCACCUCGUCGAAGCGCAAGAGCGUCUCGUUCGAUAACAACGCAGACGAAGCGAGUCAGUCACAGCCAGGAACGAGUAACACCCAGCCCGCGAGGAGAUCCCGCCGCACAUCCACCACCACCUCAACCGCCGGCGGCCCUUCCACCUCCUCCUCCAACAACAACACUAGCGACUCUCUCCCCAUCCCCUCGGCAAAAGCGCUCGGUAAACGCCGCGCAGUCUCUCCCCCUCCCGCUACCUCUCGCGCCGAAUCCUCCACCAAGCGCCGCAGGACUUCGACCUCCUCCGCGACAGACAUAACGCAAGGAGAGAAAGACUACAACCUCCGUGCCCGUCCCUCUCGCACCACCUCUUCCUCUUCUUCGGCUAAGAAACCCACGCCCUCGACGCGCAAGACCCGCUCUUCCACCGCCGCGACCAAGGGAAAGACUCCGAUGCCUCGAAAGGGAACGCGCGCGAGUAAGGCUUUGAAAGCGAAGCAGAGGGUUUUGGAGGAGGAGGAGGAGUUCGAGGGCGAGGAGGAGGGGUGGGAGGAGGAGGUUGGAGUUGGAGAGCGGGAGGAAGGGGAGGGGGAUGUGGAGAUGGAGGAUGUUGGAGUGGGGAAGAAGGGCAAGGGAGUGGAGGAGGUUGUGGAGAAGCAGGAGGGAGGAGCGAGCCCGACUAAGGACGCGUCGAGCGCUGCCAAGUCCUCCGACGUCGACGCGCUCGCUUCUUCCGACCGUGGCGACCACUCCUCGGACUCGCACUCCGACUCGGACUCGGACUCGAACUCGAACUCAGACGAUGAAGACGACUUCGACGACGACGACGACGAUGAAGAGAUCGAGGAAUACGAGACUUCGCUCGGUCUUCACGGGGAGGAACGUGACGGCUACGGGACGGAGGAAGACGAUCUUGCGCAUUCGGCGCCGAGGACGCGCUCGUUCGGCGCAGGCGAGGAGCAGGCACAAGAGCGCGAGGGGUUGAUGGAUGAUGAUGAGGGGGAGGACGACGCGGCGAUGGCUGAAGCGGAGGAUGCGUUGUUCGGUGCGCUUGCGGGUGCCGCGCGCGGGGGAGCCGAAGCCGAAGAAGGAGGAGGAGCGGGAGGGGGAGGCGCAUCGGCGUUGUCGGCCUUCCGCGCGCUGCAUGGGAUGAUGUCGGGCGUCGCGAGCCGCCUCAAGGGCCUCCUCGCAUCCCUCCGCGCAAAGGACGGCGACUCGACCGCCAAACUUCUCGCGCUGCAGGAACUCGCCGAGUUGCUGUCGAUCUCGACGGAGGAUACCCUCGCGGGGUACUUCCAGAUCGAGGCGUUUGCGAAGGAACUCGUUGCGAUCGUUCGUGGGGAUUCGAACGGGAUGGGCGGCGCAGCGGGAGGAGCAGGAGGGAUGACGAUGGAAGAGGCGUUGGCAUUCGGGCUCGACCCGGCCGAGGCAGGCGUCGGAGGCGAUAUCGAGGAGAACGACGUCCAGAUGAUGCUCCUCGCGUGCCGGUGCCUCGCGAACCUCAUGGAGGCCUUGCCCGGCUCGGCGCACUCGAUCGUCUACGCUGGCGCCGUACCCGUCUUGUGCGACAAGCUCAAGGAUAUCCAGUACAUCGACCUUGCCGAACAGACUCUCAGCACGCUCGAGAAGAUCUCGGAGGAAGUCCCGUCGUCCAUCGUGCGCGAAGGAGGCCUCUCCGCUCUCCUCACGUACAUCGACUUCUUCUCGUUCCACGUCCAGCGCACGGCAGUCACGGCCGCAGCCAACUGUUGCCGCAACUUGACGCUCGACUCGUUCGCUCGCGUCGUAGAGGUUAUGCCCAUCUUCAAGAACAUCCUCGGGUACCCGGACCAGCGCGUCGUCGAGCAGGGCAGUCUCGCCAUCGUUCGCAUCGUCGACUCGUACCGCCACUAUCCCGACAAGCUCGAGGAACUCCUCUCGAACGACCUCCUCGUCGCUGUCAAGGCACUUCUCAACCCGGACUCGACCACCGUCGGCGCAUCGACCUACGCGCAGAUGCUCAAGAUGCUCACGACGGCGACCAAAGCCAGUCCAGCCGUUGCGAUCAGUCUCGUCGAGCUCGAGAUCGCCAACACCCUCUACCACCUCUUGACGGGCGUCGCACCACCCGAGUGGAAGACCGACGAGGGCAAACAGGUGCUUGAUCGCGAGACGACGGCCGAGGACGACAUGCUUGUCAUGCAGAACCUCGUUCAGCGGCCGAAGGAACAGGUUGCCGAGGUGCUGAACCUCGUCACGGAGCUCUUGCCGAGUUUGCCCAAGGACGGGAUUUUCGACUCGCGCGCGUUCGUGCCGGGCAAGGAGCGCAAGUCUGCGGCGGCAAAGACGGUUGUCAAGCAGGAGGAGCUGUCGGCGACGGUCAAGCGCGAGGAGGAGACGCCCGACCUCAAUGUUGUGGCUGGAUCGUCGUCAACCUCAAAGGCCGCCGCCGCUUCGCCCGACCUUGCCGCCGAUGUCAAGAUGGAGGGAUCGGACGACACGCCCGCCUCUGCCCUCGCUGGCUCGUCGUCCGCCGCAGCGGGCUUGCUCUCGGCGCCUCGACUCGGCCGGACCAGCUCGUCCUCGACUACACGCUCAGGCCGAAAGUCGCGCGACCCGGCAAAGGAGGCACUCAAGGCCAAGCGGUUGGAGCUCGUGUCGCUUGACGCGCCGGCCUCGCGGAAGCUCGUCUUCAAGCGCUACGUCGCGCUCCUCCUCCCGACUCUCGUCGAUGUCUACGCCGCGACCGUCAGUCCGCAAGUCCGUACGCGCGCGGUCCUCGGCUUGCUCAAGAUGGUCAACUUCUGCGAGGAGGAUCACCUCGCCGACGUCCUCCGCAACGUCCCCUUCGCCGCGUUCAUCUCGGCCAUCCUCUCCUCGCGCGAGAACCCUGCCGCGCUCAUCACCAACGCGCUCCAGCUCGUCGAGCUCCUCCUCGUCAAGAUGCACGACGCGUACCAGUACACGUUCCGUCGCGAAGGCGUCAUGCACGAGAUCGCUCGACUCGCCGACCAGCCUCUCGUCAGCCAGAAGUCGAAGCGCUCGUCGCCGUCCCGCACGCCGCUCCCUGACGGGUCGACGUCUGGCGCAGCAGCUCCGUCAGGGCUUUCGCGCGCUCUGCAGGGCGCAGCAACCAAGACGGUGCUCAGCCCGUCAGACGCCCAGGCGCAAGACUCGAUGAUCCUCCGUGCCCGCCACCUUAGAGACACGUACGGCGCAGCCGACACCGAGCCUGCCGUGCGCGCACAAGGCGUCCUCGACCGCAUCAAGGCGCUCGUCGAGCACCUCAACGGUGUUGCGCAUGCCGAGGCGAGCGGUGCGAAGGCGGUUGCCAAGGUCGAGAAGGAAGCAAGGGAGGCGCUUGAUGAGAUCGCCGAGCUGUUUGCGGACGAGAAGAACCCGCUCAGCAGUUUCGAGAUGAUCGAGAGCGGGCUCGUUGAGGGCUUGCUCAAGUUUGCGACCGAGACGGGCGACGGUCCUCUCUUGCCCACGAAGCGCCAGGAGCUCAUCGCCAAGACGUUCAUGCCGCAGCUCGAGGGCCGACCGUCGACUCACGCCUUCGCGGUUCUCGUCAAGCGGCUGCAGGAGAGCUUGAGCAGGAUUGAGGAGUUCGAGGUGGUCGUCGCAGCGCAGAGCGGGUCAGACAACGACUCGCGCCGUGGCGGGACGACGAUGCUCAGCCGCCAGCUCCGUCUGCGCCUCGUUGCAGAGGACGGCUCCGACAUCCCUCGCUCUUGCACCAACCUCGUCGUCUCGAUCCACGCCAUCGCGACCUUCCAAGCCUUCAACGACUACCUCCGUCCGAAGAUCCUCGCCGCUCAAGUCGCUUCCGACCGGUUGUCGUCCGGUUCUGCCGGCGGUACGCUCUCGAGCUUGCUCGCAGCGUUUGCAGCUGCCGCGGGUGCAGCUGCUGACGAUGAUGCUGACGGAGCGAUCCUUUCUUCGUCUCCUCCCCCGCGACGAACAGAGCUAGGUGGGCCUGCCGACGCUGCUGCCGGAUCCUCGUCUGCCGCCGGCAAAACCGCCGAUGCAUCGCAAGCCAAGCCCAAGCGCGACGAACCGAAGCGACGGAGAAGCUCGCGUCUCAGCGGCAAGGGCAUCGACCCGACUCCUGAUGCAGCCGAAUCUUCGAGCGCGGCGGCUGCUCAGGCGGAAGCGAAAGCUGCCCUCGAGCGGGCGCAAGCCUUGGCCGACGAAGAGGACGAGGAGGCUUACCGCCAUGGCAACGGAGAUCUCUACGCCGGUCGUCUCGAGGGCGCGUCAGCUCCCAAGGAUGACAAGCCUGUCCACCUCGAAGUCAACGACGAGGGCGAGAACGGAGGCAAGCUAGUUGCCAAGACGCCUGACGGUACCCGCGUCGCGACUCCACAGCCUGCGACGAAGGGAAGCACUUCGACGGCAUCGCCCGGAUCUGCGCCGUCUUCGAAGCCUCGCGCCUCGUACGCCGCAGCACUCCAGGCCGAGCCUACCGACUUCCAUCUCGAGUUCACCAUGGGCGGUCGCGAUAUCGACCUCGACACGACCGUCUACGGCGCUGUUCACCGCUACGAGUCCGAGCGUCCUUCCGGACUCGGCGGCUCGAUGUGGUACAACGUCUACGAGGUCAAGUUCCGCAAGGUUGCUGGCGCCGCUCGACCCGACGAGGACGACGCCAACGCCCUCGGUGACCGUCGCCGCCGUGAGGGAUCCAUCUUCACGAGCAUGCCGUCGUCGAUCCCGAACGACUCUCAGCAGGCCAAAAUCCUGCAGCUCCUGCAUGUCCUGCGGAGCGUCAGCUCCGAGUACGGCGACCUCGAGUCGGACGGCCUCAUCAAGCAGACGGGUCUGUCGGACUCGGCCUUCGUCAACAGCAAGCUCACUGCCAAGCUGAACCGCCAGCUCGAGGAGCCGAUGAUUGUUGCGAGCGCCUGCCUCCCCGACUGGGCCGUCGACCUCGCUCAGUCGUUCCCCUUCCUCUUCCCCUUCGACACCCGGUACACCUUCCUCCAGUCCACUUCGUUCGGCUAUGCCCGCCUCAUGCAGAAGUGGGUCGGCCAGACGCGCACCGACUCGAACAGGCGCAACGACGACCUCGGCAUGCUCGGGCGCCUGCCCCGCCAGAAGGUCCGCAUCUCGCGCGACCGCAUCCUCGAGUCGGCGUACAAGGUGUUCGAGCUCUACGGCUCGUCGCGCGCCAGUCUCGAGGUCGAGUUCUUCAACGAGGUCGGCAGCGGUCUCGGACCGACACUUGAGUUCUACGCCCUCGUCUCGAAGGAGUUCGCUCGCAAGGCACUCGGCUUGUGGCGCGCUGGCGACCACUCGGACACGUCGGACUACGUCCACGCGAAGAUGGGUCUGUUCCCGGUUCCGCUUGCGGAUGUCUCGACCGACGCGGGCAAGAAGGCGCUCAAGAUCUUCCACGUUCUCGGACAGUUCGUUGCCAAGGCCUUGAUGGACUCGCGCAUCAUCGACGUCAACUUCAGCCGGGCCUUCAUGCGCCUCGUCCUCGAGCAUGACCUCCCGCUCAACCUUGCCAGCAUCAAAGCGAGUCUCAUCGCGGUCGACCCCGAUCUCGGCAAGUCGCUUGCUCACCUGCAGGAGUACGUUGCCGAGAAGGAGGCUGUCGAAGCGGAUGAGUCAAGGACGGAGGAGCAGCGCGUCGCAGACCUCGAGGCCAUCCAGGUUCGCGGCGCGACCGUCUCGGACUUAACUCUCGACUUCACCCUCCCCGGUUUCGACCUCGAGCUCAAGGAUGGCGGCAAGGAUAUUGCUGUCGACAUCCACAACGUCGAGGAGUACAUCGAGCUCGUGCUCGACUGGACGCUUCGGCGUGGCGUCCAGGCCCAGAUCAACGAGUUCAAGAAGGGCUUCUCGACCGUCUUCCCCGUUCGCGACUUGCAGACCUUCACGCCUGCCGAGCUUGUCAUGAUCACGGCCGCCGUCGACGAGGACUGGUCGCUCGAGACCCUGACGAACGCGACCAAGGCCGACCACGGCUUCACCAUGGACAGCCGCCCUGUCCGCGAGUUCCUCGCCCACAUGGCCGGCCUUACCGUCGAAGAGCGUCGCGAGUUCCUCUCCUUCAUGACUGGAUCCCCUCGUCUUCCGAUCGGCGGCUUCGCAGCGCUCGACCCGCCUCUCACCAUCGUCAGGAAGGAUGGCGGCGACGCUGUUCUCCCCUCGGUCAUGUCCUGCGUCAACUACGUCAAGUUGCCGGACUACUCGUCGGGCGAGGUCCUCAAGGAACGCAUCCUGCUUGCCGUUCGCGAAGGCGCCGGCGGCUUCCACCUCAGCUGA
Messenger RNA from Rhodotorula toruloides NP11, 6336 nucleotides. Its product is annotated as E3 ubiquitin-protein ligase TRIP12. The coding region runs from base 1 to 6336 and encodes 2111 amino acids. Gene Ontology annotation, molecular function: ubiquitin protein ligase activity. The transcript is spliced from 13 exons. Gene Ontology annotation, biological process: protein polyubiquitination; proteasome-mediated ubiquitin-dependent protein catabolic process. Lineage: Eukaryota; Fungi; Basidiomycota; Microbotryomycetes; Sporidiobolales; Sporidiobolaceae. Gene Ontology annotation, cellular component: nuclear speck. The record is from RefSeq and is a predicted model, not a curated record.